Molecule: messenger RNA, 1143 nt
Organism: Seminavis robusta
Lineage: Eukaryota; Bacillariophyta; Bacillariophyceae; Naviculales; Naviculaceae
Source: the annotation of a GenBank genome assembly
AUGAAAGUGCAACUCAAAGUCAUGAAUAUCAAACAUGCUGAUAUAGGAUCAACAGUUGUUGCGGCAGUUGUGGGCCAGGCAGACUAUUCUGCAGCACUUUGUUGCUUGAAAAAGAAUCCAUACAAAGAAGUGGACUUCAUUCCAUUCGAACUCAAAAAGAAAACCAAACAUUUUGCAAAAGAGUUGGAGUUACACAAUAUCAUUGUCAACUCAGGAGGAGCAGUCAAAAUCACACAAACCAACAGAGACUUCAUUGAAGGUCUGCGCCAGGCAAGACUCACAGAUUUUAAUUUGAAACACAAGGUCAUCGACAUUGCUGCAACAAGUCACACAAGUGAUUCGGGAACUUAUUACGUGCAGUGCCUCCGAAAUGACAAGGAGAUAGUCCACAAAGCAACUGAGACAUUCCUAAACUUGAGAACGAUUAUGGAUCCACAGGCACCAAUUCCCAAAUUGACACCACUCCAACGCUGGGACGGUGCAACAAUUUACCCCAAUAGCACUGCCAACUCUGAGGAAUAUGAUAUCAAAAGCAAAUACAAACAUUUGUUGGCAGAUGACAUCACAACCACUGGCAGAUCCAGCAUUGCUAGCAACCAGAUGGCGCGUUCCCUACCAACAACUAUUGAUGCCCAAAAACCAUCGUUUGCGGAAGCAUUAGUAGCCAACCUCAACAACCCACAACAGCAGGAUGCAUCAUCCAUAGCCACAUCCCAACUCAGUUCACCUGGGAACACAGUCAAGACGCAACGAGAAGAGGAGCUUGAAGAUGAAAACGCAGAUCUCAAAAUGAAAGUCCACAACCUAACAUAUGACAAAGAAGCUCUGACUCACACUCUAGAAACCAUGCAGAGUCAAAUUGACCAACUCACAGCAGCGGUCACAGCACUCUCAGAUCAAGUAUUGAAAAGCCCAGCCAGAAAGAAGCAAGAUAGCAAAGGCACUCCAAUAGGGAAGGAUGCAAGUCCAGACAUUAGAAUGGGGACCCCAGGAAACUAUGCCAAGGCAGUGCCAUCCAAACAUAUUACCCAAGGAUCACCGAUGCAAGAUUCUGAACCGACAAUAUUAGCACACAAUCUCAACUCCAAGUUCAAUGAUCAAGGUGAAGCCUCAAGCAAGGGUGAAACCCAUCCAUCAUGUUAG